Molecule: messenger RNA, 1026 nt
Organism: Leptomonas pyrrhocoris
Lineage: Eukaryota; Euglenozoa; Kinetoplastea; Trypanosomatida; Trypanosomatidae
Exons: 1
Coding region: 82-1026 (314 amino acids)
Source: RefSeq, a predicted model, not a curated record
AGUUUCUUUCUUCUUCAGCAGAAAGUCUUUUUCCUGGUGAUCAAAAAUAAUUACCUCUUUUCUUCCUAACGUCCAAAUAGGAUGCCGCCGUUCUCUUCGGCUGCUGGGCUGCGUUCGCUAACGCGGCUUUCCUACGUAUCGCCUUCCCGCUGUGCCAUAACAAGCUUUCCUUGCCCAGCCGCGUCGAGCAGACGUUACUAUCACCUUUCCGCUGCCUUGUACGCCGAAAAUCACUCGCCGAAAGAGGCCCCGGCGACACUGUUGGGUGCUGUGGCCGCAGACGCUGUGAAGCCGCAACGUCUGCCGCAACAGAGGGAGAUCACAGACCCAGCCGCUUCACAAUGGCACAAACAACCCGACGCUGCUGCUGCAUCUACCGCUGAAGCACGGGACUCCUCUGCCAGCGCUGGCGGCACCGCCACCUUUACAGAGGCCGCUGCCCAUUCCGAGAGUCCGUUGCGGCGCCUCUUUAUUUCGUGGCAACAGGGUGUGGUGGCAAGCAUCGGCGCCGUGAUGGGCAUCGGUUUUCUGCUGUACUUUCUUUACACGCCUGUGAAAGAGGACACGGUGCACCACACGGCAGUGGUCGCAUCAGAGGCGCUGGCAGAUGCCCGCCUGAAAGGGCAGGCCGUGCAGCUCUCCAAAGACGUCGUGUUGGAGGUCCUGCGCGACCACAAAUCACUGGAUGCGGCGGUGAACCUUGUGGCGAAGCUGCUGCAGCGCGAAGAGAGCAAAAUUGCAGUGUCCAUUCUUCUGCAGUCUCUCUUCGUCGACCACUACACACUAGAAGUCACGAAGAAGUUUGUACUGCAGGUCGUGCAGGAUCCGUGGAUUCAGGAAAAUCUACAGGGAAUCACGGAAGAGCAGGUGCGGCAGCUCCUGCGAAGCCCCGAAAUACAAAAAAGGCUCUCCGACUUCUUACUCGGCUCUGCGCUCGAGUCGCUGAAGAAGCCGGAGCUUCAAUACGAGGUGGCACGCGCUGUGCGUCGCUCCGCCGCGUCCUUGUUCUACUCUGUGUGGAGCUGA